GAUUGUAAGGGAGGCUGGACUGAUCUAUGUGCCGCUGCAAAAACCUUGUUCCUGUGUUUUUACUCUGGGAGUGAGUUUUGAGUUCUGGACGAGGAACGCUUGGUCUGCAGGGGGAAUGCACCGAGAAACCACCCUUUCCUCUCCUCUUCUCCUUUUUCCUAUGGUGUAUUUUCCCACCGUUUUUUAUGUUUUACUUGUUAACGUGAGGGGCAGGAUACUAUAAGGUGGCUCAUCUCGUGUUUCUCUCUCUCUGCCACUCUGCUGAACAAAAUCCAUCUGCACAAAAGGAGCGUGUUAUCUUUUCUUUUGGAAGCCAUACAUUUGCAGCUGAUGCUUUUUUUUUUUGGAGCCGCAAACUUUCUCUGUUUAAAGAUGAAUAAUUAAAAAGCUUGGAUCCUAUGCUAUCCCCUUGUGCAAACAUUUUAGAUGAUGUCAUUGCACUGCAUUUUUGAUCAGAGAGCUUUUUUCAGGAGACCCACGGACGAGCAGCGAGGUGGGCGGCGAGCUCCGAAAAAUCAGGUGCAGAGCCGCUGAGUAGAGUUUUCGUGGCCGGCUGGAUCUGCCAGGCGCGUCUCUCUCCUUAAUCUCCACUCUAUCCAUCAUCUGAGCUGGACCGGACUAGGGAACGUGGACCCCUCGCAGCCAUGACCGAGGCCGACUGGCGGCGCUUGAAGUGCCCCGUGACGCGCGCACAUCUCCAUCGCACCGGCCAGUCAGUCCGCUUUCCCGUUCCUCCAUACACUUCUCGAUGCCAAUCCACGGAACUCACGUGUCAUGUUUCAUCCGGAGUGUCUCAAUUUUAAAAAAGACCUUAAGACCUUCGACGAACACUUUAAGGAAGCCAGUGUGAAAAUUGUACAAGGAUUUGGAAAUCCUAGGUGCAGAAAAGAGUUUGAUUUUGCGCACUUUCCUCUCGGGUAAUCCUCGGACCGGACGUAGAACGAGGACGACCGGUAAACUUGGCUUCACCUGUUCCCCCGUAACCCGUGGAGAAUACCAGCUGUUAUGGCCUAACCCCCCACUUCUGCUCUCCUCCUCCCGUCAGCUCUGCCCCGCCCCCGAGCCGUUACCAGGCGCGCAAGCAACAGCCGCCGUUACAGCCGCUCCCGGUGGCACGCUCGCUGCGCACUCCUCACUGACACACACACACACACACACACACACACCUCCUUCAAAAGGGGGAAGCUAUGCGCGCCGCCCGGUUCCGGCGGGAGCGUCCGCUGACCUUGUGACCUCUCCGGUGGGAUUACACGGGCGGGAUAGAAAGGAGAACUUUGGCGAGAUCGAAGGCGACCCAGCGUUCAUUUGCUUUCCAAGACGCACUGAGCGAUUCGGCCGGACGCAGGGAGCAAUGCGGUCCUUCUUCUCUACCCUGGCUGUCUUGUGUAUCCAGAUGAUGCUGGUGAUGUGCAAUCCUCUACAGGUGUUCGGAGUUGAUGGCGUGAACUUCAGCAUGCAUGUGGAGAAUCAGACUCGUGCACGAGACCCCAUGAGCCGGCGACAGCCCCGAGUCUACCAGCUCUACAGUCGCACCAGCUGCAAACAUGUACAAGUGUUUGGCCGGAGAAUCAGUGCCCGCGGGGAGGACGGAGACAAAUUUGCCCAGCUUGUAGUGGAGGCAGACACAUUUGGCAGCCAGGUGCGAAUCAGGGGGAGGGAGACCAACUACUACCUGUGUAUGAACCGCAGGGGCAAACUUGUAGGCAAGAAGGCCAGUAAUCGCAGUGAGGACUGUGUCUUUAUUGAGAUGGUGCUUGAGAACAACUACACAGCAUUAAUGUCAGCACGUUACAAAGACUGGUAUGUGGGCUUCACCAAGAGGGGUCGCCCUCGCCGUGGCCCACAGACUCUUCUAAACCAGCAAGACGUUCAUUUCAUGAAGCGCCUUCCUCCAGGAGAGCAGCCAGACCACACGCCAUUUCGUUUCACCACUGUCAGCAAGAGGAGCAAAAGAGUCCGUGCUGCACGACCACGCUAACUUAUGCUGCACUAAAGCUAAAAAAAACACGAUCCCUCUAAGGGACAAAACAUUUAAAUCAGGGCCUUGCAACAAAAGACAACCCUAGACUACAUCCCAAUAAUUGGGACCAUGUUCAUGUUUAAAUUAGGACCUGCUAAGGAAACAAAAUGACUAAUGGGACCAGGUUAACGCUAAAAGAACCUGAUGUGGAUGGAAAGUCCAACCACAGUUUACUGGCUAAAUGUGGAGUGCUUUUCUUUUGAAGAUUAAGCUAAGUUUUACUGUAGCAUUUUCCAGUCAACAGGAUCUAAACUGGACCAGCAAUUAUACCACAACAUGUGCUAUUCCCCACUAGAGCCUUGACUGUAGUCUAGCACAGACAUGCUAAACCAAGCCCAAACAUGAUGCAGUGACUAGUUGUAGUAAUUUUCUAUAGACUAAAGAUGCAGAAAAACUGACAACUAACAAUCCUCAAUACAGCACAGGGGACACGACUCGACACUCUACAAAAGACCGUUCUCUCUUACACACAGCAUAGGCUUCACUCAGGAUUCCCCGAACAAGAUUCAUGAAAAUGUGACUGUGAUAAAAUAAUGAAUCUUCGGGAAUUGUUUAGAGGUGUGUAAGAUUUAAAUUGAGUAAUGAUUUGAAAAAGACUCAAGAGUGUAAUAAAGGAGAGACUACAUUUAAGAUCUCUCCCUCUCCUCCUGCCUGCAAUCUAGUAUGAAUUUAAGAAUGCGUGCAUGUGUGUACAUGGGUGUGUAUGUAUCUAAAAGAGUGUUUCAGGUUGCACCAAAGACCACAUUGGAUGCUCCCACAGAAGAAGUUGCGGAGUACAUCUGUGUAGGUAACCUUAAAAAAGUGCUUGCCUUUUUCUGAAAGAACCUACUAAAACUGGAAUGUAAUAAUUAUAAUAAUAAUGAUGAUGAUGACAAAAGGCCAUGAAAGUCCUUAGAAAGCUGCACCAAAAAUGAACUAAUGACCAAAGACAACUGAAGACCAGUGAGUAAUAUGACAAUACCCAGCACCCUAAUAUUCCAGAAUCCAGCAGCCUAUCAGAGUGCAGGACUUAGCAGUGGGACAGGAAAGGGAUGGAGUCUUCCCUCUAUAUUCCUUUUGCUUUUGAAAUGACACAAGGAGCAAUGUUCCUGUUUGGAUUCCAACUGGAAUGCUGCUAAUAGAAAUGUUAGACAAAUACCAAAGUCAUAUAUGUUAUUGUUUAAACGGAAAAAAGCAUUACAAUAAAUAAAA
Silurus meridionalis is the source of this 3211-nucleotide messenger RNA. RefSeq names its product fibroblast growth factor 18a (gene fgf18a). Gene Ontology annotation, molecular function: growth factor activity; type 2 fibroblast growth factor receptor binding; type 1 fibroblast growth factor receptor binding. The record is from RefSeq and is a predicted model, not a curated record. Lineage: Eukaryota; Metazoa; Chordata; Actinopteri; Siluriformes; Siluridae. The transcript is spliced from 5 exons. Gene Ontology annotation, biological process: positive regulation of protein phosphorylation; regulation of cell migration; fibroblast growth factor receptor signaling pathway. Bases 1352 to 1978 code for a protein of 208 amino acids. Gene Ontology annotation, cellular component: cytoplasm.